Drosophila ananassae is the source of this 584-nucleotide messenger RNA. RefSeq lists its product as uncharacterized. The record is from RefSeq and is a predicted model, not a curated record. The transcript has 3 exons. Lineage: Eukaryota; Metazoa; Arthropoda; Insecta; Diptera; Drosophilidae. Bases 149 to 538 code for a protein of 129 amino acids.
CAUAGUAUUCAUCUAGAAGCCUUUGAUCCAAGCAUCAGUUUCAUUUAUUUCUUCUAAAAUUUUUUUCUAGCAGUCUUGGAUCCUCAUACUUUUUACAUUUCAUUCCCUUAUUGAGAUCAUUGUCAUUCCGGCUAUUCAAAUUUCCAAGAUGAGUCCAAAUUCACGGCGCUUUUUGAUGAUACUCCUCGUGGCCUUGUCAUACUUUGUUCUUCGCUUCAUCGAGUUUCAAAUAAAAUCGGUGGAUUCCGAAUUGCCCCAUAAUCGCCACAAUGAGUGGGAAGAGCUCCAAGACGAUUUGUAUCAUCUAGCGGAUAGUUGCUCCUUGGAGAAUGUCUUGGAGGAUGAGACUCCGAGAUAUUUGAAGAUUAGUUGCCUGGUGAACGAUCAGCCCGAGGGUUACAAGAGGCGCCUGAAACCCGUGGACUAUGGCCGGCACUUCUUUCUGAACCAGCGCAUCCCCAAGUCCCCAAAGCGCCGGUGGAAUUUCCGAGUGCCUGUCGACUCCGUGAAGGGAAAUGGACUCAGCUCGCUGACUUGAUUGAUUCCCUACUGCAUCUGGCUGAGUGAAUACACCGAUAACGAAA